Molecule: messenger RNA, 484 nt
Organism: Somion occarium
Lineage: Eukaryota; Fungi; Basidiomycota; Agaricomycetes; Polyporales; Cerrenaceae
Source: the annotation of a GenBank genome assembly
AAGCUUGACCUUUGUCCUCAACCAAGCUCUUUAUUCUCCAGCUCCAUAUCGAAAUUAAAUACGCACUUCGCCUGACUUCAAUUCAAUCAACUUUGUGUAGGGCAUGCGAUGUUGCCUGAAAUAAAGUCUGUAGAGGAGUUUCGGCAAGUGACAGGAGGAGGGAAAACAGUUGUCAUUGACUUUUGGGCAGCAUGGUGUAUGCCGUGCAAAGCGAUCUCUCCAGUAUUUGAUGCAUUCGCUGCUAGAUUUCCUGAGCUUGGUUUCUACAAGGUCAACGUAAGCGAAGCUCGGGAAGUUAGUCAGGAAGCUGGAAUACGAGGGUUGCCGACUUUUCAAACCUACCGAUAUGGAAUCAAACUUCGGGAGGUAGCUGGAGCCAAUCAACCUAAACUAGAGGAAAUGGUCAAAGAAGCCUCAGAUCGGAAAACGUAGUCUGCCCUAAAGACCCCAUAACAUAUAAUCAUAUGGCAGUCACGCUGCUUGA